Molecule: messenger RNA, 3021 nt
Organism: Leopardus geoffroyi (Geoffroy's cat)
Lineage: Eukaryota; Metazoa; Chordata; Mammalia; Carnivora; Felidae
Product: histone H2B type 1-M
Exons: 2
Coding region: 764-1144 (126 amino acids)
Cellular component (GO): nucleosome
Molecular function (GO): structural constituent of chromatin; protein heterodimerization activity; DNA binding
Source: RefSeq, a predicted model, not a curated record
AGGCUUAGUUGCGUGCUGCACCCCCUAAAAACUUGUACGUGCAGGGGUUUCAGUAAAGGCCCCGGAAGCCUAUCCACGACUCAAAACUCGAGCUUAUUUCUCGGGUAGGCUGGUCAGUGGUAAAUUUCUCCCGCGCUGACGGGCAGGGUGAAAGUGCGAACAGAAGUCUGGGAAGCCGUAUUUCCCAGGCAUUUGCUAGUACAGGUACGUACGGUGUUUCUCACCUCCUGACCAGCCCGGCGCAAUAGAGCAGGUUGCUAAUCAAUGAGGCGAGCUGGGAAGGACUAUGGGUUUCGGGCCAACGACCACUUAUUACCCGCCUAAAGCCUGACAGCUCCAGCAUCUAGGGCAUCCUAACCGCCAGAUACCGACUGGUGCAGGCCCCAGACUCCAAGCACGAAGCCAUACUAGCCAGCAGGGAGUGGUCUACACCUAUAAACCGAAAGCGAGGAUGUCCUCCGUAAAAGUUUCAGUGACUGAAAUCUACGGCGCAAGUUCUUUAACAGGCUUAUUUAUAGUAGCUUUAGGCAGCCUACUCUAAGCCUUCUGAUUGGCUCGAAGCAAAGUAAGGAAGCAGCCAAUGAAAAGCUAGACCUGCAAGUAUCUUUUACAUCCGCAUUUGUGACGACACACUAAAAUUAAUCCAAUCGCGGACGAAAUCUUACUAACCUCAUUUGAAUACCGCAUCUAUAAAUAAACGUGGCUUUGGUGUCGCGAGUUAUUUUCCCAGCUCUUAGUUAUAGCGUGUUAACUUCACGGCGCAAUGCCUGAACCCACCAAAUCCGCCCCGGCCCCGAAGAAGGGCUCGAAGAAGGCGGUGACCAAGGCGCAGAAGAAGGACGGCAAGAAGCGCAAGCGCAGCCGCAAGGAGAGCUACUCGGUGUACGUGUACAAGGUGCUGAAGCAGGUGCACCCCGACACCGGCAUCUCGUCCAAGGCCAUGGGCAUCAUGAACUCGUUCGUCAACGACAUCUUCGAGCGCAUCGCGGGCGAGGCGUCGCGCCUGGCGCAUUACAACAAGCGCUCGACCAUCACGUCCCGGGAGAUCCAGACGGCCGUGCGCCUGCUGCUGCCCGGGGAGCUGGCCAAGCACGCCGUGUCCGAGGGCACCAAGGCCGUCACCAAGUACACCAGCUCCAAGUAGACUUGCCAAAUGAACAACUUCAGCAGUCUCCUCCUUGACUUAUACUCCCACUGCCCUCCACACCCUGGCGGCAGAAAAGAAGACUUAGGAGAGGUGGAGAUCACGCUGGGGAAAGUUCAGAGUUCUUAACCUUCAUUUUGGUGGCGUGGGCACACAGCGCUACAUAGAAGAAAACGCUCCCUUUGCUUUACGUGGACAGCGGCACUUGACUGACCUUUCCUUUCACCAACCAUGAAAUUCGCUACCGUGGAAAGGGAACAGGAAUUGUAGAAAAGUGAAGGACUAACGUUUUCAAAUUUUGUCUAAAAGUUUAACCGUGAAUGUUAAGCUGCAUUUCAUAAAUACAAAACAAUAAAAGUAUCACAGCCAAAUGGUGGCUAUUUUUUAGGAAUAGGGAGAAGAAGGAAGGUGAGAGGGACUGAGAAAAAGAAUGGAAGAAGCAAAUGGCUACUGCGAAAGGGAGCGCCAAAGCCUGAAGACCAAGGGGAAGGCACAGAGGAAGAUAGUAGGAGAAAGCAGAGAGGGAAAAGAGGGAGAUGAAGAGCUAGACCUUGUUACGUGUUUGACACUUCAACUGGGAAUAGCACAUUUUACGUGCUGACAUUCGCCCCACAUUUCUUGGGUUUGGGGGUGAGUGGAUGGUUACAAUGUCACCACAUCUGGGAGACACUCUCUGACCAGCAAAUGCACAUGGUGCCCUUCAAUCCGGCUCUAAACUUGUUCUGUUCAUUCUUCUUCAUUACCCUUAGCAUAACUGACAUGAAUUUGCAUAUUCUUGGUUUUCUCUUCCCAUUCUCCAGGCUCUAAGGUCCAUUGGGCAGAGUUAGUCCUUUUUGCUGCUGACUCCCCAAUGCCUAAGGCUGUUCCAGACACACAGUAGGCUCUCCAUUAGGAUUUACAGCAAUCAUAACGAGGUAAAGUACACAUAUAACAACAGGGACAGGGGCCAGAGGUGAGUUGUUGCAAUGGCUCCAAAGAAUGAGAGACAGCAUUCCUGAGUCUCACUUUCCACAUCUACACAACAAAAAUAAUAGUAUACUACUUCUUAGAGCUAUUUUAAGGAUUAAGUAAGAUAAUUCAUGCAAAGCUCUUAAAUCAGUCUUGAAAUAAUUUUGUAAGUGCUUAGCCAAUGUUAACGAGUAUUAGAUUUCUUUAGUCAUUGAAUUAAAAUGAAAUCAGAGGGGCCAAUUCUCUUCAGGUCAGAAACUAAAAGAAGAAAAUGCAAGCCUUUGAACUGCUUGAAUUCCACCUGUGGAAGGAUAACUGGAGGAUUUGGAACAAAGAUCUUAUUGUCCAGGGUUCUCUUUACUGGUUUGAGUCAUGUGUUCAUGCUAAAAAUGACUAAAGUGUAGGUAAUAUUGGAGCAGAGAUUCAUUAUACAAGCACAUGUAAAAAACAAAACAAAACAAAAAAACAUCUUUCUUGUACAUCAAAGAGUAAGGCUGAUGGCAAAAUGGCACCUAACAAACCCUUUUUAUUUCUUCAAUUGGGGAGAGAUAUGAAUGCAGAGAAGAAAUGAAUGCAAACAGUAACUGAAAAGUGAAUCAGCCAUAGAAUUAUGAAGUAUGAAAAGUGAUCUGCCCGAGAAGGAUUGAUUAGUAUGAAUAUUCUGCCCGAAUUUAACCCAUCCUGGUUUGGUGUUCACGGAUUCAUUAGAAGGAGAGCCUUAGCGAAGAAGAAGAAACUAAACCGUGUUCUAGCAUUUUCGUUUUAUUUGUUGUUUUAAUUAUGAAAAUAGAAUUUACUGCUGUUACAGGCCUACAGAGAAUCAUUAUUUACCAUGGACUAUGUUUGCUGGAGAAGUCUAAAUGAGGAGGGCAAAAAGUCUGUAAAUGAGAUGUUAGGGUCAAUAAAAUUUGUGGAGAAAUGGAAUUCCA